This is a messenger RNA of Chaetomium fimeti, 1314 nucleotides long. Its product is annotated as O-methyltransferase-domain-containing protein. The transcript has a single exon. Gene Ontology annotation, molecular function: O-methyltransferase activity. NCBI's taxonomy places the organism in Eukaryota, Fungi, Ascomycota, Sordariomycetes, Sordariales, Chaetomiaceae. The record is from RefSeq and is a predicted model, not a curated record. The coding region runs from base 164 to 1270 and encodes 368 amino acids.
UCUCAUUUGAGUCCAUCUUUUUAACAAGUCCACAGCAUCACGAUACUUAUUACUUCAAGUUCCAACCUCAUCUCCGUUACCACCUUACAACCCACCAAUAGUCUAAUGCCAAUAACUAAACCUCUCGUCAACCUGUUGUUAGUUCGGUAACUUCACUCACACAAUGUCGGGUAAUUGUGCAAACAAGGGGCCGGUGGUCGGUCACUUCGCCACCAUCGUCGAGAUGGGUGUGCUGAAGACCUUCGUCGAGUACAAGAUUUUCGAUGCUAUCCCCGACGAGGGCGAUAUCUCCAUUACCGAGCUGGCCGACAAGGUUGGCGCGCACCCGGAACUGCUCCAACGCCUCGCCAACUACCUCGUCGCUGCCGGGUUCCUCGACUCACCUGCCGUUGGCCGCGUGGUUCACACGGACAAGUCCCGCCCGUACAAGUCCACCGAGUUCGCCGGCGGCGCCGUAGCGUACCUGUUCGACAUGCUCUUCCGCGCGACGGCGCAGCUGCCGUCGUACUUUGCGCAGAACGGGCUGGCCUCCCCCGAGACUGCCAGCGUCACGCCGUUCGGGAUGGCCGUAAACCACCCGGACAAGAGCCUGUACGAAAUCCUUGUCGCCGAGCCCAAGUUGGGCCAAGCAUUCGACGAGACGUGCAGCCGCGUGGGCAGCAUCUUCCCCAUGAAGGGCGUCCAUGAUCUCGGCUGGAUGCAGCAAGAACCGGGAGCCCUCGACGGGACCCGCCCACUCUUUGUGGACAUCGGCGGCAACGAGGGCGCCGCGCUGCGGUGCGUGCUGCGCGACAACACAUUCAUCCCGGCAGCUCGCUGCGCCGUCUUGGAUCUGCCGCGGGCCAUCGAGGCGGCCGAGGCCGACCGGGCCCGGGUGGCCGCCGAGGAGGACGGCGAGCGGUUGUCCAAAGUCCAGCUCGUGGCCGGCAGCGUGUACGAGCCGCUGCCGGCGCCGGUGCGCGGGGCGCUGGUGUACCAGUUCCGGCGCGUCCUCAACGACUUUGCCGACGCCGACGUGGCCCGCGCCUGGCGCUCCGUGGCCGACGCCGCCGCCACCGACACCCGCGUCUACAUCGUCGAGAAGCUGCUCGAGUCGGGGAGGCCGUCCGAGUACGGCGCCGCCCAGGACCUCUUCAUGAUGAUGUUUGGUGGCAAGCGCCGUAGCGCUGCUAUGCAUGCCGAGCUGGCGGCCGCUGUUGGGUUCCGGCUGCACAAGGAGUCCGAGGAUAGGUUUAACGACUUUGGCGCGCUUGAGUUCCGCAAGGCUUGAGCGGGGCAAUGGAUUUGUGGUUUCCUUGUUCCUUUGUUGUAACC